ACCCGAGCAGCAACCGGAAAAGUCUAGCUGUUCUAGCUGUAUGCUCAAGGAUGUUUAGGUGUCCUCAGUCAAUGACUUGCCCACUGGGGACCCAUAAAUCACUGCUUAUGACAUUCAGACACUCUCAGAAGCACUCUUUUGGAGAGAGCAGUAGCCUUUUCUCACAAUGGCUUUGCAUGGUCAGUAGAGAGAAAGGACGACAGCAGAGGCAACCUCGUAUGCCUGAACCACACAGACUCACUCACUUUUCACAAGAAACUCAUCAUAGUUCCUUCUCUUUCCCUGUUAACACAAGCAUUUGCAUUAACCCUGAAAACCCUUCCCACAAUGUGACGUCUAAGGCAGCUGGGCCUAUAACCUCCUCACAGUUUAUGGGAAAGGCCUCUGUAAUCUACGCUCCAAAAACCACUUCAUCAAAACAUUUUAGCCUCAGGAAUUUUGUUCCCAGCAAGUGCCUACAACUUGAACAGUGCAAGGAAAAGCACAGCUGUUCUUCACGGACGUGGAAAUCAGAGCAGAACACCAGCGUUGAGAAUCAGAACUACCAUACUGUCAGAGGGGUCACAUACACGUUGAAUAGGCCAUAUAUGUUAAGCAGAAUGCUCUGGAUUCCCUGUCCUAUGGUACAGAGCUGUUACGGACUUUUGACAGCCCAAGCGUGCAGUGUGCACAGGAGAGUUCCCCAGUGGGCCACCCUUGAGGGGUGCCUGUCGGCCCAGAACGAGGCCCGUUGUCGGGACCAGCUGCAGUCCAACACAGUGCUUUAUGAGCAAAAGCCAGCCAAAAAGUGGGCAGCCGUGCUGGUGUGUCUGUGCAUGGUGGGUGGAGAGCCUGCCUUUCUUUUCACCCUUAGAUCCAGCAAACUCAGGGGAAGGCACAAAGGCGAUGUCAGUUUUGCAGGGGGGAAGCGAGAUGCUAUGGACAGGAAUGUUGUGGACACAGCACUGCGGGAAGCUUGCGAGGAACUUGGGAUUUCAGUGACUGAAAAUGAAGUGUGGGGAUUGCUUAGACCACUGCGUGACAAGUCGGGAAUGCUGAUUGCUCCUGUAUUAGCCAACCUUGGACCACUGGAAUCGCUAAAAUUCCAUCCUAACCCAAGUGAGGUGGAGGAGAUCUUCACCCUGACAGUAGCUCAUCUAUGCAACCCCCAAAACCGGGGUUACACACACUUUCGGACUGGAGAUUGCUAUGGCUACACUCUUCCUGUGUUUCACAAUGAUAAGCAUAGAAUCUGGGGCCUGACUGCAGUAGCCUUGGAUCACACACUCAAAGUCAUUAUGCCAGUAUAGCAAUUGCACAGCCUGAUUCCAUAGGGCUUUUUUGAUGGAAAAGAUUUGUUCAUUUGGCUUCUUUAGAACUUAAAUUUAUGAUGUUCUUGAAAUGAUUGUCACAAAUGAGUGUUGAAUACUUUGAUCAUCACUGUCUGCCCCUGCUGAGUGGUAGAGUACAGUAUGAACUAUGUAAUUAAGUGUCCCUAUUCUGAACAUUUGAAAUGAUAGAUUUUCUUCUAUAAUUAUUGACUAGAUCAUUUUAAAAAUACUGCAUUGGUAUUGCAAUGGGUUUGUUAAACCACUACUUAGAUUUGUAUCAGGCAAUUCAAUAAAAGUAUCUUA
Messenger RNA from Electrophorus electricus (electric eel), 1613 nucleotides. The record is from RefSeq and is a predicted model, not a curated record. Lineage: Eukaryota; Metazoa; Chordata; Actinopteri; Gymnotiformes; Gymnotidae.